Molecule: messenger RNA, 7575 nt
Organism: Equus caballus (horse)
Lineage: Eukaryota; Metazoa; Chordata; Mammalia; Perissodactyla; Equidae
Gene: PKD1L3
Product: polycystin 1 like 3, transient receptor potential channel interacting
Biological process (GO): detection of mechanical stimulus
Cellular component (GO): membrane
Molecular function (GO): protein binding; calcium channel activity; calcium ion binding
Source: RefSeq, a predicted model, not a curated record
UGAGACGCUCACGCGCAGACGCAAUGGCGCCGGCCCCGCCUCUUCCACCUGCCUCUGCGCGUCCGCGGUGCACUUCGCAGAGGUGCGGGGGCGCUCACGAUGGGGUACUGUGUCGGCUGCGUUUGCGGUCCUGCAGCCUGAACAAAAGACGAAUUACAUAUUGAUUCUUCAAUUCUAAGCAACACUCUCACCAAUUUUUUUGAUCAUUUAAGUUAAGCGUUUUAUUGAUCUGCUUGUGCUCUAGAUAAAGCAGGUAUUAAGAGGGGAUAUCAGGUUCAGUAAAAGGGUUGAAAAGAAUUACAGCACUGUGUAAGUAUACCCGAGUUGACUUUCAGAGAGGAUUCCGUCACGUCAGGUUUCACUUUAAAAUUCCUGAAACGUGUGUACGUAUGCUUAUGAGCAUGUUAGGAAAUUAAGACUUUGUAAUUGAAAGUAUCCUGCACCCAAACGAUCCCCUUGGUGGACUCCUUUGCUGAGAAACCUUCUAAAUUGCAAACUUUUUUCCCUGGGAUUUGAAACAUUUCCGUUUUCUAGUUUCAGUUCCCGCUACUGUCCCCCCAAGUACUCCCCCACACACACACUCACAGACCCAGUGUUUAACUUCUUUCUCUUCAUAAAUACCUUUUACUUUCUCACUUAUGUGCGUUUACUCACAUUGACUCCUUUGCCAAGAUGCCACUUUCGUCUGUCUAAUAUGGCCAUCCUUACACGUUCAAUUCAAGCGCUGAAAAUAAUUUCUUCCUCAUCUGAACCUUCAUAGAUUUAAUCUGUACUUCCCUAGUGGCACUUUAUUAAUUACACUUAUUAUGCCUUUAAUAACUACAAUUUUUAUGUCUUUUCUUCCCUAAUUAGAACUAAACUUUUUUAAAGUAGAGACCAUGCCGUAUUAAUCUUUCUUUUGAUUACUGCAGUGUUUUUCAGACAGGGGUGUAUUCUUAGGGUCUACACUUCAGAGAAUUUUUUAUUUUGGUGUCCACUUCCAUAAUGAUUUUUAAAAAUAAUGUAAGCAUCAUUUGGACCAUUUGGAUAACAACUGAACCCUGAAACUUGCCGAGUGAUUGCAGAGCCCAUGCUUACUUGUAUUUAUGGUCACAUAAAAAAGAAAGAGAACUGGCUGAAAUACAUCAAUGAUGGAUGUGCUACAGGUGAAGGCCAAAUGACAUGCUGUAUUAACAAAGGUUUUUCACCGAGUUAAAUUUUAAAAAGUGCUGAGAGAGUUGAUUCUCUUAUACAGCGGGAAGUAGCAUGCAUGACAAAUUCAAAAGAACCUUUGCGGUUGCAGGCCAGAACCUUGUGUAUCUGACAAGUGGCUAUUUAGUUCAGCCAAAUUUGAAUUUCAUUGGUUUUUGGUUUUGUUUAUAUUUAAUUUGUAUUCAAUAUUUCAUCAAAUAUUUAUUCUUUGGCUUUUAUGAUUAUAUAAGAGAUUUAGGAUAGAGUUUAUGCCUAGUUUCAUGUGUGAAUGUGUUUAAGAAAGAGAAUACAAUAAUUUCAAUCCAUCCUAGGGGUCUGCAAGAAUGGUUUUCUAUUUUUAAAAAAAAACAUACAUUUCUCAAUUUUUAGGAACACUGACUUCGAUAUUCAUCAGCCUCUACUCCCUUACAGCUUAGACUUAGCAAAUAAAGAUCUAUUAGAAAGCUAAAGGCAUAUCCGGUUGUGUAGACACAGAUGGUGGUGCCCCAGCUCUAAAUGCCCAUUGCUUUGUUGAUCUUUGCUAUUUGUUUUCAGCUUAUAGAAACCCCACCUGGAUCCUUAAAACAAAACCAAACAAAGCCUUUGUCUCCUUGACAAAUUAUUCGCAAUUCCUAAAGGAAUAAUACUAAUAAGUAAGACAAACCCCCCAGGAAUAUAUUUAAAGGACCAGGCAGCUGCUGAGCCCCUACACUUUUCAUGCUCACAGUUGACAGAGAAAAUGUUCUUCCAAAGAAGAACGUGGCUUUGGUUAUACAUUAGAACAAGCAUCAUUCUAGGAAGUGAGCUAAAGAGCCCAGAGCAACAUGGGAAAAUAACCUGUUAUCAGCUUAACAAGUUUCCCUGCAGCUUUGAGGAAGCAGAAAAUUACUGUCGUGCUCAAAGAGGACACCUUGCCUCCACAUGGAACCAGGAGGGUCAAGAUCUCAUCCAUGGCCUUUUGGAACAAGGGAAGAAGUGGUGGAUUGGACAAAAUUUAAUGCCACUGGGAAAAAAUAAAGAAAAACACAGCCCAGCAGGUGCCGCAGCCCACCAGAACCCAGAGCCCUCCAGGUGCACCUACGUGUCCAGAAACUCCCAUUUGAUCUCAUCCAAAGUGGAUGUAUGCUCACGGAGGCAUUAUUUCAUCUGCCAGGCUGAUGACUUUUCAGACCAAGAUGCCAGUUAUGAAAGAAACGGAAAUAAUUCUCAUCUACCUUGGAGACCCAAAAAGACAACAGAAGAAGUGGCAAUAAUGAGAGACAAAAUGACCUCAGCCACUCAUCAUUCAACCACAUGUCACCAACCUGCUCAUCCUAAUCAUUCCAAGCUCUUGUGCCAUCCCAUCAGCUCGUUUCCUUCAAGACUCCCCGAAGUCACACAGCAGGGAACAUCAGUCACGUCUGUACCUACCAGCCAGCCUGGCCCUGGGAAACCGGAGCUCGCCAGGCCUGCAUCUGGAACGCACGCUGAAGACGCUCUGGUAGAAAUAACUUCAAGCCCCACAGAGCGCUCGCCGGCAGAUGUCGUCACCUCUCGUCAACAAGCAUCAUUUCAGAAAGCAUCUGAGCAGGUCAUAGAUGAGAUAGCAGGGAACUUUAGCAAAGCAGUUCACGGUUCACCAGCUCACAGCGCACUACAGAAAGCUUGUGAGGUGAUGCGGACACUGAAAGCCUUUAUGCCCGGAUCUUCUGAGUCAGCUCAGAACUCCCAGGUCAGCGUGAUCGAUUCCCUGGUUUACCUGAAAGGGCACUUACUGAAGAGUCCGUUUCAGAACAGCAGCAGUCUGGGCUUCCACGUCCCCGUGACCGUCUGCCUCUUCCACUCCCCCAACGAUGUAGUGCAGGCUGGUGAAGCAGGGCAGCAAAGAUCCAAGCCUGACGUUGAGCAGGUAGAAAAUGUGCUGAAAACAUCCUUGCUGGCCCUUGGUAGGAUGCAGGAAGAAUUUCUACAGCAGAAUAACUUUUCUGAGUCUUCAGUGACUUUGACCUCUUCGAUUGCUACUCUGAUGCUGAGCAGCCAAAACAUAUCAACUUUGCCUCUGAGCUCUUACACGCUGGGUUACCCAGCACCUGUGAGGUUAGGCUUUCCAUCAGCUUCAGCCUUGGAGGAGCUCUUGAAUGAACACCCAGAAGUUAAUGUCCAGGUAACAGGACUAGCUUUCAAUCCCUUCAAGGAUUUUGAUGACAAGAACAUUGUUGGAAGCGUCGGAAGUGUGUUACUAAGCUCUAAUCAUAAAUUGCUCCAAGUCCGUGAUUUAGUGGAAGAUAUUGAGAUCACACUCUGGAGAAACGUUAGCACGGAAACCCAUCCCAGCAGCCUCAACACUAGCACAGAGCAUUUUCUUAUCACCGUGAACGUCACUUCCCUGGAGAAGUCCCUGAUAGUGUGCAUAGAGCCUGAACAUCCCCUUUCAAUGACACUCUACCUGGGGUUCCAGUAUCAGCCUAACCACACUCACUUCCACCUGAGCAUCACCCUUCCGAAGGACCAGGUGUGGCAAAAAGAUGAAGAGUAUACCUGGGUGCUGACCCCAGAGAGUCUGCAGUAUGGGAUCGGCUCCUACUACAUAACAGGCGUGUUGAAGGAAAGCAAGGAGAGCGCUCAGCAGCCGCCCACCCUGUUCUCAGUGGUAACUGCCGUCACUCAGUGCUAUUUCUGGGACAGCCGCAACAGCACGUGGAAGAGCGAUGGAUGCCAGGUUGGGCCACAGAGCACAAUUCUGAGGACACAGUGUCUCUGUAACCACCUGACCUACUUUGGCAGUGACUUCUUCAUUGUGCCCCGGACAGUGAAUGUUGAAGACACAAUCAAGCUGUUCCUUCGCGUGACCAACAACCCUGUUGGAGUGUCGUUGCUGGCCAGCCUGUUAGGAUUCUAUAUGCUCAUAUUUGUGUGGGCUUGGAGAAAGGACCAAGCAGAUAUGCAGAAGGUGAAGGUCACUGUCCUGGCUGAUAAUGACCCCAGUUAUCAAUUUCACUACCUUAUUGAGGUCUCCACUGGCUAUCGAAGAAGGGCCACUACAACCGCCAAGGUGGUUAUCACGCUCUAUGGGUCCGAGGGACAGAGUGAGCCCCAUCACCUUUGUGACUCCCAGAAGGCAGUCUUCGAACGAGGGGGACUGGAUGUCUUCCUCCUCAGCGCUCGGUCCUCUCUGGGGGACUUGCACAGCCUUCGGCUCUGGCAUGACAAUUCGGGGGUCAGCCCUUCUUGGUACGUAAACCAGGUAAUUGUCAGUGACGUGGCAGGCAAAAGGAAAUGGCAUUUCCUGUGCAAUUGUUGGCUGGCCAUGGACCUUGGCGACUGCGAGUGUGACCGGGUCUUCAUACCAGUCUCAAAGAAAGAGCUCUUUUCCUUUAGACACUUGUUCUCCUCCAUGAUUGUAGAAAAGUUCACCCAGGAUUAUCUAUGGCUCUCAGUUGCAACUCGACAUCCCUGGAACCAGUUUACACGAGUCCAGAGGCUCACUUGCUGCAUGACCCUGCUUCUUUGCAACAUGGUCAUCAACGUUAUGUUCUGGAAGAUAAAUGGCACCACUGCCAAGAGAGAUGAGCAAGUGGGUCCAUUUGCUGUGACCUGGUCCGAACUGCUCAUCAGCCUCCAAACUGCUGUCAUCCUCUUCCCAAUCAAUCUUGUCAUUGGGCAGCUCUUCCCGUUGAUUCAACCACAGGAACCUCUGCCUCCCUUUCCUCCCAUCCAGGCCUCCUGCCUCUCAGAUGCUUCUUUGGAGCCUCUUUCGCUUGCAAAGGUAGUUGAGGAAUUAAAGGAAACUGUGGGAUUCCUGCUCAGGAGAAACACCUACCUACUCUCAGAGUGUGAACCAUCUUUGUGGUGUUCUUACAACAUUAACAAGCUGGUGAAACUUUUAUCCAGCCUCAUUUAUUCUCACUUAGAGGCUCAAGGCUGUCAUCAGCAGGCAGGAUCCUACUGGGCAAAUGCGGUCCCUGAAAAUGACCGUCAUUUCCGCUAUUACUUGCUCCGAGUUCUUCAGAGGCUGCAAUGUCACUUAAGCACACUGGGUCCCACCCAGCUUGACCAGCCUUGUGACCUCCUGGAUGUAGCCAGCCAGCUGCAGAAACUCCAGGAACUCUUGGAAACACAUCUCCUUCCCGCAGAGCAAGGGUCAUCCAGGGAGACAACCAGUUUCCCCAUCCUGAGCCCAGCGGAAGGGAAGAAGUCCAUCUCCACUGGCCUGCCCCGAUGGUUGACUUCUAUCUGCUGGCUCUUUCUGGGUGUCACGAGCCUGGCCGCAGCCUUUUUUACUGCACUUUAUAGCCUGGAACUGAACAAAGACCAAGCCACCAGCUGGGUUAUUUCGAUGAUAUUAUCAGUGCUUCAGAACAUCUUCAUCAGCCAGCCAGUAAAGGUGGUCUUCCUCACAUUGUUAUCCUCACUGAUGCUGAACAGGAUGCCGUGGCUUCACAAAGAGAAGGAACAACAGACAAAGAGGAUCUUGGCACUUUGGGCAAAAUGUUCUUCAUCGUUACCUGGCUCAAGAGAUAAGAACAACCCCAUCUAUGUAGCCCCAGCUAUGAACAGUCCAGUUAAGCGCCUGGAAAGACCCUUGAAAGACAAGCAACUCCUCAAGCUGACAGGAGAUAUUGUGGUACAAAUCCUCUUCCUCAUCCUGUUGACGACUGUGGCCUACUCUGCACAGAACCCCAGCAGAUUUUACCUCCAUCAAGCUAUCCAGAAGAGCUUUUCUCACGGUUUCUCAGAGAUCAAACUUCCUGAGCAUUUCUACCCCUGGGCCAAUCGCACCCUCCUCCCCAACCUGUACGGGGACUACAGUGGAUUUAUUACUGAUGGGAACUCCUUUCUUUUGGGCAACGUUCUGCUUCGUCAGAUUCGCAUUCCUGGUGCCAUACUCUUUCCACCUGGAGUAUCUCCCCAAGAACAAGUGAGGCCGUCUCACCAAGAUCAGGAGGAUAAAGAGAACUAUGGGGUUAACUGGGGCCCCCCUGAAACAAACAUCACAAAAUCAGACAGCAUGUGGCAUUAUCAGAAUCAGGAGACACUGGGUGGCUAUCCCAUCCAAGGGGAAUUUGCCACUUACUCAGGAGGAGGAUAUGUUGUGAGACUUGGAAGAAACUCCAGUACUGCAAACAGAGUCCUCCAGCAUCUUGAACAGAGCCGCUGGCUAGACCGUUGCACCAGAAGCCUCUUUGUGGAAUUUGUGGUCUUCAAUGCUAAUGUGAACCUGUUCUGUGUAGUGACCCUGAUUUUGGAAUCCAACAAUAUGGGUGCUUUCUUCACCUCUGUAAGACUGGACACUUUACGUUCCCUCCAGACAUCAAAGAAGGACUUUGCCUGGUCUGUUGUCUCGCAAGUCAUCUACUAUCUACUUGUCUGUUACUACGCCUUCAUGCAGGGUCGCCGGCUGAAACAGCACAGGUGGAGGUGCUUCACUAGGAAGAGAAACAUUCUGGACAUGAGCAUAAUCCUCAUUAGUUUUGUCGUCUUGGGGCUUGACGUGAAGCUUAUUGCUCUACAUAAGAAAAACAUGGCACAGUACCGCUAUGACCGGGACAGGUUCAUCAGCUUCAAUAAGGCAGUAAAAUUGAACUCCACUGUCAUUCACCUCAUGGGCUUCCUGGUGCUGUUGGCAACUGUUCAGCUAUGGAACCUGCUGCAUCAUAACCCGAGACUGCAGGUCAUCGGCAGAACGCUCAGCAAAGCCUGGGACGAAGUGGUGGGCUUCUUGCUGGUCAUCCUGAUCCUGCUGACAGGCUAUGCCAUUGCUUUUAACCUGCUGUUCGGAUGGAGCAUCUCUGACUACCGAACUUUUUUCAGCUCAGCAGUGACUACUGUUGGUCUCCUCAUGGGGAUCUCUCAUCACAAGGAGGUGAAAACCCCCAUCCUGGCUUCCCCGCAGAACUCUAGUUGGUUUACUAAGUCUAACAAGGGGCUACUGCUUAUAAAAGCAGCCCCUGCUGUACCACUGCGCACUGGGAAGGGGAGUGAUUUAGGUCCUUUGCCAUUCUGUUUAAUGGUACUACCUACACAUACAGCUUUUGAGUGGCUGCUACUUUCAGAAAUCUGUCCUUUUCUUAGCACACAGUCCCACCUUCCUCACCUCUUGCAUCCUUAAUCUUCUUGCCCAAGGAUACUGGGCCUGAACUUGUAUUCUCAUACCCAGCCACAUCAACAUGAUUUGUUGCUUCUUUCUCAAUGUCCCUUUAAAGCGUACAAUGGAAAUGACCUAAAAAAAAUUAGGGAGGUACAAUUCCAGGAGGAACCGCAAUAUUUCUGUUCAUAAUUAAUACUUAUUUCAGAGAGCCUAUUAUUUUCCCCCAGCAACUACCAACACAAAUCCCUUUUUAUUCAACAUAAAAAAGCAGGGAGGCCAACCCCAUGGCCUAGUGGUUAAGCACACACUGCUUUGGCAGUCCAGGUUCACAGGUUCGG